Molecule: messenger RNA, 1296 nt
Organism: Helicoverpa armigera (cotton bollworm)
Lineage: Eukaryota; Metazoa; Arthropoda; Insecta; Lepidoptera; Noctuidae
Exons: 1
Coding region: 1-1296 (431 amino acids)
Source: RefSeq, a predicted model, not a curated record
AUGCUGGGCAGCCCUAUGGUCACCACCUCGUCACAGGCCGCGGUACCACCGCCACCUCCAGGCGAAAUCACGCCGCGGUCCGAUCUUGUUGAACGGGAUGAGGAUGAUAGGGUUGAAACGGUAAGUACCCAGUGCAAUGAACAGGUGAGGAGUGCUCUGGAGGAUGCGAUUCUGGAGUUUAGAUACUCACCCGUCGAAAGCCGACCACGACUACCACGCUUGCCUAUGCACAGACAAAAUAGGGCGCUGGUGUGUGCUCUGGAUUCGCUGUUGGAAAAAUAUUUUGAAAACAGCGAAGACCUCCUUGAUACACACUCAAUUAUGUAUUGCGCGGCUGUUGCUGCAUGUCGUGUGGCUAAUGUCAAAUUCCCUGACAAGGACAGAGCCACACGACCAAAGUUAGCGGUACCAGCCUGGCAAUGCAGGAUUGAGCGUCGUAUCGAGGGGGCCAGAGUACUCAUUGGCAAACUAUAUUGCUUCAGGGAGGGUAAUACCCGACCACGGGUGAUGCGCUUUGUGAGGCGUGCAUUUGUGGGGACUGGACUUAGUCCUCAUGAAUAUAUGUCGCGUAUCGCGGAGCGCAUCGACUUCCUGAGGCAAAAAGUCUGUGCAUGGGCGAGCCGUAUUCGAAGGUAUAAACGACGGGUAGAACGUUACACCCAGAAUCGUAUGUUCCAGAGUGACCAAAGGUGGGUGUAUAGAACUUGGGAGCAACCUGAGCAAUGCGUGAUGGAUGGGAGCCGACCGGAUGAUGAUGCCACAAACAUGUUUUGGCGCAACCUCUGGUCGACGCCCGUCUGUCACGAGGAGGGUGGCUGGACACGUGAUGUUGAGCGAGAGUGUGAAAAAAUGGAAGAGGUUAAUAUUACCUCCUCCGACGUAGCCUAUGCAGUCCGUCCGAUGCAGAAUUGGAAAUCACCAGGGCCGGACGGACUGCACAAUUUCUGGUUAAAGUGGCUGCAAAGUUCGCACCCCAGUUUAGCAUCACAGCUUCAGUCAUCCUUAGAAGCCGGGUCGCUCCCACAGUUUCUAACAACAGGAGUUACCCAUCUGCUCCAUAAAUCAGGCAGUACCGCGGAACCCAAAAAUUAUAGACCGAUCACUUGUUUACCGACGGUCUAUAAACUUCUUACAUCUAUUUUGAGAUUAAAAAUAAAUCAACAUAUUGAAAAAUAUUCAAUUAUGUCAACUUCUCAAAAUGGAUGUAAGAAACCAGGUCAAAAGCCUUGGAAAGAUCCAGAAAGCAGGCAUAAACUGGCGUUUUCCGCUCCGAAUAAUAUGCCACAGUAUGCUUAA